GUUUUUGCUGAUGAGGGAAAUUCGAAGUUACAGAAUUUGCAUACAAUCGACCCGUUUGCUGGAUUUGGAGAAGAAAAGUCUGAUGAUACUUUAGUGCAUAUCCGAAUACAACAGCGGAAUGGGCGUAAGACACUUACUACUGUUCAGGGAAUUGAUCCGGAAUAUGAUCUGAAAAAGAUAUUAAGAUACUCUAAAAAGAAAUUUGCAUGCAAUGGAACCGUAGUUAAUCAUGAUGAAUAUGGGGAAAUUCUACAAUUGCAAGGUGAUCAACGUAAAAACAUUGCGGAAAUGCUUGUUGAGUGUCAAAUUGUUACUGAGAAGCAAGUAAAGAUUCAUGGAUUCUAA
This is a messenger RNA of Protopolystoma xenopodis, 345 nucleotides long. The record is from the annotation of a GenBank genome assembly. Lineage: Eukaryota; Metazoa; Platyhelminthes; Monogenea; Polystomatidea; Polystomatidae.